Messenger RNA from Psammomys obesus (fat sand rat), 1848 nucleotides. RefSeq names its product peptidoglycan recognition protein 3-like. NCBI's taxonomy places the organism in Eukaryota, Metazoa, Chordata, Mammalia, Rodentia, Muridae. Gene Ontology annotation, biological process: virion assembly; peptidoglycan catabolic process. The record is from RefSeq and is a predicted model, not a curated record. Gene Ontology annotation, molecular function: zinc ion binding; N-acetylmuramoyl-L-alanine amidase activity.
AUGACAGAGCAUCAGCCGCCUAACGGGAGACAGGCCUUUCAGAAUGUUCGCCACAGUGCACCCAUUAUGAAACAGUCAGAGAAGGAGCUGAAUCGAAAUUACCUUGAAGAUGUUCAGGUGUCUCAGCCUCCCUCCUUCCUGGACAUGCCCACUUGGGAUGAUUGCCAGCAACUCUUGCAGGCCCUCCUGACUACCAAGGAACAGGGGCGGGUUCUCCUUGAGGCUAGAAACAAUGUGCCAGGAACAGAUGGGAGGCCUUCCAUCCUCCCUAAUGAGAUUGAUGAUGGCUUUCCCCUCACCUGCCUCAACUGGGAUUACAACACACCCGGAGGUAGGGAUCGCCUGAAAGUCUACCGACAGACUCUAAUGGCAGGUCUCCGUGGGGCCACUCGAAAGCCCACCAAUUUGAUAAGUUCUCCCGGCUCAGUGGUGAUUUAUUCCCUGGGGCAUCCAGGGAGGUUUGGGCCGUGGACACUCAUCAUCCUGCUCAGCCAUGGAGGGCGCCCAGCUGGACUGUCCACCCUCUUCUCAGCACUACCUGCCCAGCAGACUGUUGCCCUGUGUGAGGAUCCUUCUCGAUGGAAGAACGCUGACUGGUCUGCAGCUGACCAAUAUUCCACAGGCCUCCAGCAGGCUGCUCUGCCAGCCCCUUAUCAGGAGCAGGUUAGAGCAGCAGGGUUGGCCACCUGGAGAAAGCUAGAUGAGGGGCCUAUAGAAUCCCCUGUUUCAGGAAUUAUACAAAAGGCCUCAGAGGACCUACCUCCCUUCAUAGACCAGGUAGAUAAAAGUCUGAGGAGAAAGUUUACCCUGGGGAAGCUUCGCGAUCAGUUUGUUAAGUCGCUAGUGUGGGAUGGCAUGAAUUCAGAUCACAAGCUGGCCUGUGCGAGGAUGGGCAGUCCUACCAUAGUUUCCCGAAAGGAGUGGGGAUCAAAUUCACUCACUUGCAAAGCCCCGCUGGACCUGCCUGUGCCCUACCUCAUCACAGAGCAUCUUACCAGGAUGGAGUGCAAAGAUCAGAUUAUCUGUAGCCAGAUGGUGCGGGUUCUACAGUCUCAUUCUGUACAUAACAGAGGCUGGUGUGAUGUGGCCUUCAACUUCCUGGUUGGGGAGGAUGGCAAGGUGUAUGAAGGAGUUGGUUGGCAUGUCCAAGGCUUGCAUGCUCGAGGCUACAAUAAUGUUUCUCUGAGCAUUGCCUUCUUCGGCAGCAUCAGCCCCAGCCCUGCUGCUUUACCCGCUACAGGGGACCUGAUCUUCUUUGCCAUCCAGCAUAGUUACCUGUCACCCAGGUACAUCCAUCCAUUUCUCUUAAAGGAAGAAACCUGCUUUGUUCCUCAACAUUCAGAGAUACCCAAAAAAGCAUGCCCCGAUAUCAUCCCUCGAUCUGCUUGGGAAGCCAGAGAGACACACUGUCCUCAAAUGAACCUUCCAGCCAAAUUUGUCAUCAUCAUCCACACUGCUGGGACAAGCUGCAACAAGUCUGCCGACUGCUUAAUUCGUGUCAGGGACACACAGUCCUUUCACAUGGACAAACAAGAUUUCUGUGACAUCGCAUAUCACUUUCUAGUGGGCCAGGAUGGUGGAGUAUAUGAAGGAGUUGGCUGGCAUAUCGAAGGCUCUCACCCCUACGGAUACAAUGACAUUGCUUUAGGAACUGCCUUCAUGGGAAACUUUGUAGAAAAGCAUCCAAAUGAAGCUGCACUGCAGGUGGCCCAGGACUUGAUCCAGUGUGCCGUGGUGAAGGGGUACCCCAACUACCUGCUAAUGGGCCACAGUGAUUUGUCUAACCUCCUGUCCCCUGGACGGGCAUUGAACAACAUCAUCAAGAUGUGGCCUCACUUCAAGCACUGA